AUGGCAUCUCAACUUUGCUCGCUGCCCACCAACGCCGGUCUCGGAGUUCGAGACGCCAGGCCCUACGGUGCUCAGUCGAUCGAGGCGGUCAUCGCUGGCAGACGACCUGCGGAGGAUCAGAACGUUAGCCCUAUCUACCAGAGAAUGCGAAUAUCAGCGGCAAUCAAAGAGCUCUCACAACAGGGGCUCUACGGCAUCCCUCUGCGGAUUGACAUGGUCAACGGGAAGAAAAAGCCACAAUUCCCGAAUCGCUAUGAGCAUCUCAUGGGUUCGGUCGAAGCCUGGACAGAACAUAUCGACGAAAUCAUUGCAUCCGCCUCAGUGCAUGUGAAUGCAAUUGCCCUGCUGUGCGGCAUCUCCGACUUGUUUGUCCUUGACAUAGACGCCAAGACGGUGCAAGCAUCUGAAGACAAUCCGAAGGCCGGGAAACGAGAUGGGACCGAGCUGUGGACAGCGCUCAUCGCAGAGCAUGGAGAUAUCAACACUAUGAAAGCGUCCACGGGCUCUGGGUUAGGAUUGCACCUUUACUUCAGCAACCGCAAGACGUUAGGGCUUCAGCACCGAAAGAACUUCACAUCGCUGAAACAUUUGGAUCUGACUUGGGCUAUCGACGGACGGGGGGAGGAUGCGUGGUUUUUAUGCCUAGGCGGCGAAUGCAUCAAGAAAGCCAAGCGGAUGCUCGGAGUCUAUUUUUGGCCCGACUGCCUGCCCUUAAAAAUCGAUGAGGACAAUUCGAGAGUACUGCAAGACUGCCAAAAGUACAUAUGUACAUCGAACGAGAAAGACUCUGAAGCAGCGGCCAAGCAGGAGGUGGCAACUUUGCUUGAUAUUGUAGUCAAAGUCAUGAACCACUAUUUCGGGGUCGUGACCGGCGCCUCCCGAAUCACUUACACUGAGACACUCUUCAAACGCGAUUCAGAUAACAGCCUGAAACCAUUCAAGAAGGUCCUCCGAAGUGGACGUGAAUUUGCAGAGCGCUGUGAGACUCUCGGUCUAUCCAAGGUGCCAGGGCGAUUCAAGAACGCUGGAGCCUAUUGGCGAUCUUCGUCGGCAAGGCGACAGUAUGAUAAAGUCGUAUUCUACCCCAGUCUGAAUGAAGGUAACCCCAAGCAUUUCAACCUGUUCAACGGCCUCAAGUUCGAACCCUUGAAAUCGAAGCUUACCGAGGAAGGGAUGCGAGAAUGCGAAGCAAAGAUACCUAGACUCCUGUGGCACAUCCGGAACAUCCUCGCAAAUGGGUGUGAGCAGUCUUACAGAUAUCUGAUCUGCUGGCUUGCGCAUGUGAUUCAGAAGCCACACAAGAAAACCGGGGUGGCCCUGGUGAUAAGAUCAAAGCAAGGCAGUGGGAAGAGCGCGCUCUUCGACUUUUUCGGGAUCAUGAUCCUCGGCAUCGACCUCUACCUAUACUGCCAGGAUCUCGAAAAUGUCAUUGGGUCAUUCAACGCAGUGGCCGCAAACAAGUUGCUAACCGUCUUCGAUGAAGUGAACAGUUGGGGUGGGGCAUACAAGUCGAACAACAGGCUGAAGAGUAUGAUCACGCAAUCCCAGGGCGUUCUGAAUAGGAAGGGCGUGGACGCGAUUCAGGUGGACGACUUUCAGAACAUUGCAUUCACGACGAACGAGUAUUGGCCCAUAAAAAAGGAGGCCGACGAUAGACGCUACUUUGCGAUGGAGAGUUCAGACAAGAUGAUUCGGAACAAAGCAUACUUCAAAGCUCUGUUCCACGAAUUGAACGAUGUGGAAACUCCGUACGUGUUUUAUCAAUACCUAUCAUCCAUCGACAUCUCCGAGUGGGAUCCCCAGGACAUUCCGCAGACCGCUUGGGGAGAGCGCCUCAAGGGCCACUCAGUCUCCACAUCCGUGAAGAUGAUCCAAGGUCUGUUGGAGAGCGGAUGCUUUCACCCGUAUCGAGAGACAUGGGUGGCAUCUGCUGACAUCAUGUUGACUUUCGAGUCAUUCCUGGACAGUCAUCGGAUCAAAGAUGAUAGAAAGCUCGACAAGAUAGGCUCACUUAGAGACGUCUUUGGUUUGAGGGACGGUUCGAGGUCGGUCAACGGCAUACUAGCAACACGAGGCUGGUGGUUUCCGAGCGAGCCUAUGAUAUGCAAAGUGCUGACGAAAGAGAACAUGUGGUCUGAAGUCGAUUGGUAUGGGCAAUGGGAGCGCUCGUUUGGCCACACCGUAGAUGCAGCUGGCCCAUGGAUGAGCUUCAUGAGUACCAACUUGAAAAUCAGGGCCGCCGAGAUCGAAAGGGACGCGAAGAUCCAGGGUUCCGCACGGGUGUGUACCACUUGCCACAAGAGUCACGUGGUGAGGGUGGUGAGUGAGGCCGAAUUGCCACCCGAAUCCCCCGCCAAUGUCGCCUCUCCCCUGUAA
Molecule: messenger RNA, 2376 nt
Organism: Klebsormidium nitens
Lineage: Eukaryota; Viridiplantae; Streptophyta; Klebsormidiophyceae; Klebsormidiales; Klebsormidiaceae
Source: the annotation of a GenBank genome assembly